Molecule: messenger RNA, 450 nt
Organism: Ruditapes philippinarum (Manila clam)
Lineage: Eukaryota; Metazoa; Mollusca; Bivalvia; Venerida; Veneridae
Exons: 2
Coding region: 73-450 (125 amino acids)
Source: RefSeq, a predicted model, not a curated record
UGACUUAUGACUUGUGUAUUAUGACUUGACAAAAAAGCGGCAAAAGGGCAAGUUUCAUCACAUGCACCCUUCAUGGACGUUGGAGGUAAAUCUGAUAGUGAAGCAGAAGACGAUUUGAUAUCACAAGUGAAUAUGUUGGCGUUCCAUAGCUUUUGGUUUUGUCUUUGGAUACAACAGGUUAACUCUGUAUUAGGAGUGACACCUUCAAACAUACCAGACACAUCGACAGCAGGAAGUACACGGCUUGAAUUAGUGAAACACUAUUUUUACUGUGGGUUUUCAUAUCCGGAAAUUAUUCUUUUGUUGUUUGUUAUAAAUAACAUUAAAAUAUCGUUGCGAAAGCUUAAUAGAGUACCUAAAUGUAACAACUUACGACGUCGAACUGGAUACACACCAGAUCACAUUGUUCUUGAUUAUAUUUCCAAGGAAAUUGAGACAAGUGGUCAGUGA